GCUCGUCAGAUUGACUCCCGUCCUAAGCUUGUUGCAAUAAGUAGAGUUUUUUUUUGGGUAAGCCUCGGCCCGCAGUGCUCAAAAUGGAUGGAUCCGUGGUGUGAUGGACCCAAUGGACCCUUCACCAGACAGAGAGACACUUUCCAGGAUUUGAGGAGUACAACUCUCGCCAGGCCCCAACCAGUCACCUUGAUCAACACCCAAAUACUCGCGCGCACACCCCUUUGUAAGGAUGACGGUUGGCACGGUAUUGAUCACCGGCGGCACGGGCUACAUCGGCUCGUUCACGUCGCUCGCCCUGCUAGAGAACGGCUACGAUGUCGUCAUUGUAGACAACCUCUACAACUCGUCUGCCGUCGCCGUCGACCGGAUCGAGCUCAUCUGCGGCAGGCGGCCCAUUUUUCACAAGGUCGACGUCACCGACGAGGUUGCGCUAGAUCGCGUCUUUGCCGCCCACCCCGAAAUCGACAGCAUCAUUCACUUUGCCGCUCUCAAGGCCGUCGGCGAGUCGGGAGAGAUCCCGCUCGAGUAUUACCGCGUCAAUGUCGGUGGCAGCAUCUCCCUGCUGCGCUCCAUGGAGAAGCAUGGUGUGAAGAACAUCGUCUUCUCGUCGUCCGCCACCGUCUAUGGCGAUGCGACGCGCGUGCCCAACAUGAUCCCGAUCCCAGAGCACUGCCCGAUAGGCCCGACCAACACAUACGGCCGCACCAAGUCGAUGAUCGAGAGCGUCAUCUCGGACCACGUCAAUGCGCAGCGCAACAACCUCAUGAAGGCUGGAAAGCCGCACGAGGAGUGGAACGGCGCCCUGCUGCGCUACUUCAACCCUUGUGGUGCCCACCCCUCAGGCAUCAUGGGAGAGGACCCUCAGGGUGUGCCCUUCAACCUCCUGCCGCUGCUCGGCAAGGUCGCGACGGGUGAUAGGGAGAAUAUCAAGGUGUUUGGCGAUGACUACAGCUCAAGAGACGGCACUGCUAUCCGCGAUUACAUACAUGUUCUCGAUCUUGCCAAGGGUCACCUGGCAGCGCUCAAAUACCUGCGCGACCAGAAACCUGGCGUGCGCGAGUGGAACCUGGGGUCUGGGCGCGGCAGUACCGUGUUCGAGAUCAUCAAGGCCUUCAGCUCUGCGGUCGGUCGGGACCUCCCCUACGAGGUUGUCCCCCGGCGGCAGGGCGACGUGCUGGACCUCACCGCGAACCCGGCGCUGGCGAACAAGGAGCUUGACUGGAAGACAGAGCUCCGCAUGGAGGACGCCUGUGAGGAUCUGUGGAAAUGGGUCAAGAACAACCCCAAGGGGUACAGGCAGGAUCCUCCAGCCGAGUUCCUUGAAGAGGUCAAGAAAAACCGCAAGCUGUGAGAUCGUUAUAUGUGCGCGAGGCCUUCUUUCAGUUCGUGGUUUCGAUACAAUACAUCCGGCUUUUGAGCAAGGAGGAUCAUAGAUCUUUACAAGGUGUACACCCAAUAAUAAUUUGGCCAUGGUAACUUGGACACCC
This is a messenger RNA of Gaeumannomyces tritici R3-111a-1, 1490 nucleotides long. RefSeq names its product UDP-glucose 4-epimerase. The record is from RefSeq and is a predicted model, not a curated record. Lineage: Eukaryota; Fungi; Ascomycota; Sordariomycetes; Magnaporthales; Magnaporthaceae. Gene Ontology annotation, cellular component: cytosol. Gene Ontology annotation, molecular function: UDP-glucose 4-epimerase activity. Bases 233 to 1354 code for a protein of 373 amino acids. The transcript has 4 exons. Gene Ontology annotation, biological process: beta-D-galactose catabolic process via UDP-galactose, Leloir pathway.